AUGGCUGAUACAAUCAGCGAAUCUGAGGUACAUCAUCAUCCUGACGAUGGUCACCACCACCACCAUGCUCUCCAUCUUGCCAAACCUCGCGAUCGACAUGAUGAGGAAUAUCAGGAGGACAUCAGGAUCGCAAACCUCCUAGCCAAGGAGGUGGAGGAGUUGCCACGAGAAUACUUCACCAGCAUUCCCUUGGUCGGCACCAUGGUCUCAAUGUCUCUGACCGUGGUCUCGUCGUAUUUUGGCUUUGCCGUUCCUGCGUCGGUCCUGACAUUCAUCAAUCUAGACAUCGGCCCGAGCACUGACAUGAGCCUCUUUUCCAUCGUAUGGACAUUGUGCAACGCCAUCAGCUUGUUGAUCACAGGACGUGUUUCGGAUAAGUUUGGACGACGUAAUUUUGUGCUCGGUGCUGGAGCACUCGCGAUAAUCGGAGGGAUCGUGGCCUGCACGGCAAAGAAUAUGAACACCCUGAUCGGGGCGAACGUUAUCAUUGGUCUCGCAUCUGGGGUUCAUUCUUCGCAGAGCCUCUUUACUGGAGAGCUGUUACCUCACCGAUAUAAGUUUCUGGCCGUGUUCAUGAUGCUGAUCCCCAUGGUCACAUCCACCGGAUUGGCAGCAUAUAUCGCUCGUGCACUUGUCGAGACGAGAAGCUGGCGCUGGAUCUACUAUAUUUACCUUAUCUUGGUUGGCUCCGGUUGGAUUAUCCAGAUCCUGGUCUACCACCCCCCGACCUUUGAUCAACUCCACGGUGGUCAUCGCUCUCGACGGCGAGAAUUCAAGCGCAUGGACCAUUUUGGUCUCUUUCUGCUCGUUGCGGGCCUCACUCUAUUCAUCCUCGGAGUUUCCUGGGGCGGCAACCCUCAGCCGUGGACAUCAGGGCGCAUCCUCGGCCUACUAAUUACUGGAGGAGUCACACUCAUCAUUUUCGUCAUAUACGAGGUAUACACACCGAGCCCCAACCCGAUUGUCGACAUGACUCUGUUCAAAGAUAUACGAGGCUACGUUUGUCUGAACAUUGUCUCCAUGGCCGCGGGAGCCAUGUACAUCGCCCUGAAUGUCAUUUGGCCUCAACAGGUCGUCCUGGUCUAUGGCUCUGAGAAUCGAGACUGGCAGACUUCGGCUUGGAUGAGUACAGCAAUAGGAUGGGGAAUCUGGGGUGGAAUUAUGAUUCUAUUUCCCUUGGUGUCCGUCAUCAAGCAUCUGCGCCGCCAGGUCUUGGUACUUCUCAUAUUCAGCCUCGCCUUUACCGCCGCCCUUUCUCAGGUCAACCGCUCUCAGAAGAGCCAGGCCAUUGCGUUCGCAUUUCUCACCGCAUUCCCGAUAGGAUGGCUGGAAACAGGUACGACAAUUAUGGUCCAGCUUGAUGCUCAGGACGCAGAUGUUGGCAUGGUCUAUGCUGUGCUAUCCGGUCUGCGGUCGAUUUCGGGCGCCGUCUUCACGGCCGUCUUCGUGGCGAUCCUCAAUUCCAAAGCCACCGCCAAGGUCGGUGCGUACGUGACGCGCGCCGCCCUCCAGGCCGGUCUCCCCCAGUCCUCGCUCGUGCAACUCUUUCAGGCGAUUCAGACUCAGUCCGCCGAGGCACUGGCCAGCGUCCCGGGAAUCACCAUAGAGAUACAAGUUGCUGUCGCUCGUGCCGCCGAAGAUGCUUAUGCCGACGCAUUUGCCUACGUCUACUACGCCGCCCUGGCUGUCGGCGGCGUGGCCGUUCUCGCGGCGCUGUAUAUGAAGGACUACGACCGCUAUAUGACAGGUCACACACCUAAGCAGAUUUAUGGCCGAGGGGGGGUCAGGCCCGAGUUGACGGUCGACGUGGAAAAGAAGGAUAUUGGGGAAGAUGUGAAGACGCAUCACGUCGCAUCACAUGAAGAGGAAAGUGUGCGGCCAACUGAGUAG
Molecule: messenger RNA, 1890 nt
Organism: Fonsecaea pedrosoi CBS 271.37
Lineage: Eukaryota; Fungi; Ascomycota; Eurotiomycetes; Chaetothyriales; Herpotrichiellaceae
Exons: 8
Coding region: 1-1890 (629 amino acids)
Biological process (GO): transmembrane transport
Cellular component (GO): membrane
Molecular function (GO): transmembrane transporter activity
Source: RefSeq, a predicted model, not a curated record